AAAAAUAUUAUUAAACUUUCAUGCAAACACCUUAAAAUGAAAGCGAAAUUGGAAACACGGAGCAAGCUUUCUCUGCAGCAAUUAAUGGCAUCACCUACUUUAAUUACAAAUAAAUAAAGUUUCUGAAUUCAGCUUUUGGCUUUAAUUUUUGGUCCAGACUUAUGACAUAAACACAACGAACUGCCCAUCCGUUGUCGCCAAAACACAAGAUACAAAACACAAGUCCGGUCGUCGCCAAUUUCUCAUGUCUCAAACUGAAACUGAUGUCCAUUCCAAGCGCCAACAUCGGACUCAACAAAAAACUGACGAUAAGCGGCCGCCUUUACUUCCCGGACUUCCCGAUCAAAUCGCUCAGAUUUGCCUCUCCAGAAUCCACCCUUCUAUUCUCUUCAACAUCUCCCGUUCUUGGAGACGGUUGAUUUACUCCCCUUCUUUCCCUCCUUUUCUUGCAUUAUAUUCUCUUUUCUCUUCCAAAUCUGAUAAAAUUCUUCAUUUUUACUCGUUCGAUCCCAUUUCUUCCUCCUGGGAAGCUCUUCCUCCUCCGCCGUCCAAUCCUCCGAUCCACCUCCUCCUCCAUCACCCUUCUUUUUUAUCCCGGAAGCUUCCGAUUCAGUCCGUUUCCGUUUCCGGAAAGCUCGUACUUCUCGCUGCUACUACUCAUAAUUUUAACCCCGCCCUCACGCGUCCUCUCUUGUUCAAUCCCAUCCACCGGAACUGGGUUUUUGGGCCCCCGCUCCUGACCCCACGCCGCUGGUGCGUUGCCGGCUCGCUCCGCAACGUUGUCUACGUGGCGAGCGGCAUCGGAUCUCAUUUCUCGACCGACGUGGCGAGGUCGGUCGAGAAGUGGGAUCUGUGGAAAACCAAUAAUAAUAAUACUUAUUAUCACAAUGGUGACGUGGGGAGCUGGGAGAAGAUGAAGGGGCUUAAAGAUGGAAGAUUUUGCAGAGACGCCAUCGAUGCCGUGGGGUGGAGAGGGAAGCUAUGUAUGGUAAAUGUGAAAGGGUACGGCGCCAAGGAAGGAGUAGUUUAUGACGUUGAUGGGGACACGUGGCGGGAGAUGCCGGAGGGGAUGAUUAAAGGUUGGAGGGGUCCGGUGGCGGCCGUGGACGAGGAGGCGAUGUUUAUGGUGGAUGAGAGAAACGGCGCAUUGAGAAAGUAUGAUGAAGGGAAGGAUGAUUGGAUUGAGAUAAUUCAAUCCAAUAUGCUCGUCGAAGCUCAACAGAUUACCGGUGGCGGUGGGAGAGUUUGUGUUGUUGAUAGGGAGGGUGGAAUUGUGGUGGUGGAUGUGGUGGCAGCACCGCCGCGGAUGUGGGUGGUGGAUACACCGAAUGGGUUCCUAGCUUUAACGGUUCAUAUCCUCCCUCGGAUGAGCCAGCCGGUUACAAGCAAGUCUUGAUUGAUUUUAUUUUAUUUUUUUCCCGCAAUUUUUUAUGAAAUUGUUGAAAAUUUCUUGUAAGAGAUCAUAAUAUACACAGAUUUAAAUUAUUAA
Molecule: messenger RNA, 1489 nt
Organism: Mangifera indica (mango)
Lineage: Eukaryota; Viridiplantae; Streptophyta; Magnoliopsida; Sapindales; Anacardiaceae
Product: F-box/kelch-repeat protein SKIP25-like
Exons: 1
Coding region: 245-1396 (383 amino acids)
Molecular function (GO): protein binding
Source: RefSeq, a predicted model, not a curated record